GAACCCCUUCGCUGUACAAAAUGUCAACAUUAUGGCCACAUAGCACGUGAAUGCAUAGCACACAGAGACACAUGUGCAAACUGCGGCAACAAUCACCGCACCCAAGACUGCUCAACGAAAGACAAACACUUCUGCACGGCAUGCAAUGCAGACGAUCACCCUAGCUGGAGCCGAGACUGCCCUUCUUUCAUUCAGAAAUGCGAAGAUACUGACAAAAGAUACCCAGAUAACACCAUGCCAUACUUC
This is a messenger RNA of Suillus bovinus, 246 nucleotides long. RefSeq lists its product as uncharacterized. Gene Ontology annotation, molecular function: zinc ion binding; nucleic acid binding. Lineage: Eukaryota; Fungi; Basidiomycota; Agaricomycetes; Boletales; Suillaceae. The record is from RefSeq and is a predicted model, not a curated record. The annotation marks the transcript as partial. The transcript has a single exon.